CCUCGAUGACAAAAAAUAUUAAUAAAUUUGACUUAAAAUUUUCCCCAAUUAGCUGUCAGCAGGUCUCGCCUCGUUUGUUUUUACAUACCAUACCUGCCGAAAACACCAACGAAAAUGCAAACGUAAACGCAAACGAAGCCUCUGCCUCGGAUUCAGAUUUGGAUUUCGGAUUUCGGAUCUGCACUGCUGGGACCACCUAUCCUAUGCUUGGACCUGCAGCAGCAAAAAAUCUGCGUCUUUCAUUGGUUGUCGCGUGCAGUUCGGUGCGUUUUUCGCUCGCAAAGUGCUCACCAAACCCCAAGCCACACACACGUGUGCAGUGAUUGUAAAAACACGGGCGCAGGGCAAACAGUGCUGGCCAAACCAGCUGCCCAGUUGAAUGUCCUUUAUCCUCCUCGUAAAGUAAACCCCUGGCAGUGCUUGUAAAAGUCAAUCCGCUCAUUGCAAAAAGUAAAUGUCACAUUAAAAGUCAUAAUUAAUGUACAAUGGGCGGCACUCGUUGCACUUUUCGAGAUUGUAAAGUCUCUUCAAACCGCAAUCCAUCCAUGCACUUCUUCAAGUUUCCCGUACGUGACCCGCGACAAUUGGAGAAAUGGCUACAAAUUUGCGCCAAUGAAGAGAUUUUAAAAGUAUCUCAUGGUAAGCUGGCCAACCGGGCUGUGUGUGCACGUCAUUUUCGCCUUGAGUGCUUCAUGAACUAUAAAAUGGACCGACUUAUUGCCAAGCAGACGCCGACGUUGAUGCGAGUGAACAAGGAUCUCGCGUGGGACUUUGAAUCUAUCGACGAGAACGGCGAGGCAAUGCUUGUAAAACUGCCUUCUCCCAUCUCAGCACAUCUGAAACCACCAGAGGGAUUUGAGUGUCCUCUUGGAUUUGAUACGGAUGCCAUUGAAGACGUAAUUAGCUUGGAUCGAUUGGUAAAUAAGAGACCUGCUACAAGCUUGCCAGAGAGAGCAAUCAAAAGGCGGAUGGUGACUUUGAGGACAGAGCAGGAGCAGGAGCACCAAAUCAGUACUAAAAUUCCACCAAGAAUAAUUGACUUGCCUCGAAAUGGAUUGAAAACGCAAACAGAGGAAAUUUACAAGCCAAUUAUUAGUAAAAUCAGUUCACGCCCAAUAAUUGAGGAACCCUCGUUUCCCAUAGAGCAAAGUCUGGAAAUGACUGUGGGUGAAGAAGAAGAUACUGCCGUUCCUGAAUCAGAUAUGCAAACGCUAUCAACGUCGAAGGAAUGCCAACUUCAGCUGGAAUACAACAAACUAAAGUUAGAGAUGUUAAAGCUUUCAGAAGAGAAUGCGCACUUGAAGCAGGCGUCCAUACCAUCCACCAGUAGAGCUCAACCGUCAAGCUCCUCGACAAACAUGACUAAGCCGCAGCUAUACAACGGCAUAAAGAAGUAUCUGGGACCCACUGUGGCCGCUCUGGUGCGCAUGGAAAUGUUCGGUGGAGCCGAGGAUCGUAACUGGAAAGAUGACGAGCGGCGCUUUGCUGUAGAGCUGCUGCAGUUGGGCGAAAAUAUAUACGAGCAUUGCUGCGAGGAGUGGCGCUUUAGAUUGCCCUCGCUGAGGAUUGCACGCUCCUGGCUGAACAGCAAAGAAUCGGAAGAUGUUGAUGAUUCAAUCGAUUUUUAGCCUUAUUUAGCGUUUUAUUUCGUUUACUUUUCCAUUCAUACUUUUAAAAUUGCAUGUAAAUAUAUAAAAUUAGCUUCUAGAGUA
Molecule: messenger RNA, 1712 nt
Organism: Drosophila obscura
Lineage: Eukaryota; Metazoa; Arthropoda; Insecta; Diptera; Drosophilidae
Exons: 2
Coding region: 486-1628 (380 amino acids)
Source: RefSeq, a predicted model, not a curated record